AGAGGGAGAGUGAGAGAGCUUAAGAUGUAGAGCUUAAUUUUUUUGUAGGAGUUUCUGGUUCAUGCUUUUAAAGAAAAACUUAAACGAGUUAGACGACCUCUCGUUAAUGAUGUCACAGUCAUAGAAUAUAAGAAAAAGUAUGGGCGUGCCAAUGGAGGGCGUAAAAGAAAAUCAAUUAUUCUAAAUGAGUCAAUGACUCAGAUAUUGCCUGCUAAGAGGCUCUGCCACUCGAUUGCGCAAGAAGAACACGAUGUCACUGAUGAUCUUUUGGCAUUACUAUCUGAAGAGUGCAAUAAGCUGCGUCCUGAUGUCCUUUUCCUGAAAAGUCAAAUCCGUUUGAUCAUUGGCACUCUCAAGAAACAUUGCCAAAACAGCACUGUGAAGGAUGUUUUAGAUAAAUUUUCCUGUCUCAAGUUUGAGAAAGUUUUGCUAGAAGCUUCAAAUGCUUUGACUAAUACAGAUAUUGAUAGAAAUUUGUUACGACUUUUAAACAAAAUGUGUGAAGGCUUCCAAACUUUAGUGGAAUUAAAAAUGAGUCUGAAGACUAAAUGCAGGUCUCUUUUAAUUGAUAUCAAUGAAGAAUCAGACGAGAGAUCCGGUUUGUCUCACUCCGAUUCUCCGAAUUAAAGGCCCGGUUCUUAGACCAAUUUCUAUUGAUUUAUUUGUCGAUAAAUUACUUGUUGCAACAGA
Molecule: messenger RNA, 690 nt
Organism: Hydra vulgaris (swiftwater hydra)
Lineage: Eukaryota; Metazoa; Cnidaria; Hydrozoa; Anthoathecata; Hydridae
Source: RefSeq, a predicted model, not a curated record